Perca flavescens (yellow perch) is the source of this 1170-nucleotide messenger RNA. It is a transcript of the gene apbb3, whose product is annotated as amyloid beta (A4) precursor protein-binding, family B, member 3. Gene Ontology annotation, molecular function: amyloid-beta binding; transcription factor binding. The transcript has 11 exons. Gene Ontology annotation, biological process: regulation of DNA-templated transcription. Lineage: Eukaryota; Metazoa; Chordata; Actinopteri; Perciformes; Percidae. Gene Ontology annotation, cellular component: cytoplasm; nucleus. Bases 1 to 1170 code for a protein of 389 amino acids. The record is from RefSeq and is a predicted model, not a curated record.
AUGCUGUCUUCGUGGCAUGAAGAUUAUCUCACCAACCCUGAGCCAAACUCCAAGUGUUUUGCAGUGCGGUCUCUGGGAUGGCUGGAGGUUGAGGAGGAGGACCUGUCUCCAGGUCGCAGCAGUCUUGCUGUCAGUAACGUCAUCCAGCAGCUGUCUCAAUGCACCAGCCCCGAGCAGAGAGACAGGCAGGGAGCCUGGGGGGAGGGUCGAGAGAUGAAAAUGGUUCUGAAGAAAGACACCCUGACGCUAUUGGACCCUUUAGACCACACCCCUCUGCACUCUCAGCCAAUCAUCAACAUCCGAGUCUGGGGGGUGGGCUGCAACAACGGCAGGGACAGGGACUUUGCCUUCGUGGCCGGUGAUAAGGACAGCUGUGUGCUGAAGUGUCACGUGUUUCGCUGCAACGCUCCGGCCAAAGCCAUCGCCACAGCGCUGCACGAGAUGUGCUCCAAGAUGAUGAUGUCAGAGAAGACGCUGAUGCGGCCGUCUCGCUCCCUGACAAUGGACAGCAUCUCACCUGAAGACCUGCCCAGACAAGUGGAGUUUCUGGAGGCCGUGCGGCAGCAGGUGCAGAAGUUUGAGGUCCAGUACGUCGGGAACCUGCCGGUAUCCAGAGCCAUGGGGAUGGAGGUGUUGAACCGGGCGAUAGAGAGCAUCAUGAACUCCACCGACAGAGACGAGUGGGAGCCUACGGUGAUCCACGUCACCGACAACAUCCUGUCUCUUUGGAGAGGCCAGGGGGAGGAGCCUCUGUGGGAGUGCCAGGUGCGUUUCCUGACCUUCCUGGGCGUGGGCCACGACAGCCACACCUUCGCCGUGAUCCUGGACGCCGGCACGCAGCGGUUUGAGUGCCACGUGUUCUGGUGUGAGCCCGACGCAGGGAACCUAUCGGAGGCCGUGCAGGCCGCAUGCAUGGUGCAGUACCAGAAGUGUCUGGUGGCUCAGACUCCGCCCCCGAGGACCAAGUCGUGGCGUGCGGCCUCGUCGAAGGUCAAACGGGCCAACUCCAUGGACGCCUUCCCUCCUCUCUCCUCCCAUCUCCAGGGCAACGGCAGCAGCAGCAGCGGCAUCGCCACGGCCACAGCCCCCAGGGUAACCAAGGGCAACGGCAGGAAGGGGAUGCUGGCGUUCUUCGAAACCUUCCGAAAACAGGCCGCCACCUCCCAAUGA